GCAAUAAUGGGUUCCAUCUACGAAGCACAGCGUGCAAAGGGUCCAGCCACAGUUCUUGCCAUCGCCACUGCAAAUCCAUCCAACUUUACAUACCAGACUGACUUCCCCGAUUUCUACUUCAGAUCCACCAAGAGUGAGCACAAGACCGAGUUGAAGGAGAAAUUCAACCGAAUCUGCAACAGGUCAACAAUUCUAAAACGUCACACUUUCCUGAAUGAGGAAAUUAUCAACGAAAACCCAGACUUCUGCAACCCUAUGGCGGCAUCACUCGACGCACGCCAAGACAUUAUGGUGGUUGAGGUCCCUAAAUUGGCUAAGGAAGCUGCUUCCAAAGCCAUUCAAGAGUGGGGUCAACCCAAAUCUAAGAUCACCCACCUUGUAUUCACUACCAUUUCUGGUGUUGACGCACCCGGCUAUGACUUCCAACUCGUCAAGCUCCUCGGCCUUUCACCCACCGUCCAACGUGUUAUGAUGUAUCAUUUAGGCUGUUAUGGUGGUGGUUCUGUCCUCCGUGUCGCCAAAGAUCUUGCUGAGAAUAACAAAGAUGCACGCGUCCUCGUUGUCUGCUCCGAGAUCAAUUCCGUCAGCGGCUUCAAGGGACCUACUGAGACUGACUUCCACACCCUACUAGGGCAGGCAAUCUUUGCUGAUGGCGCCGCAGCUCUGAUAGUCGGUGCUGAUCCCGACACGUCCGUGGAGCGCCCAUUGUUCCAACUCUACUCAGCAGGCUCUACGAUUCUCCCAGACUCAGAUGAUAUGGUUGAAGGCCACUUACGUCAAUCAGGUCUUUCCAUUAGCUUAUCAAAGGAUGUUGCCAAAACCAUCUCUGGGAAUAUUGAGAAGUGUUUACUUGAAGCAUUCAAAAAGAUUGGUGUUACCGAUUGGAAUUCCAUCUUUUGGGUGGCACACCCAGGUGGGCCAGCCAUUUUGGAUCUAGUCGAAAUGACACUCGGCUUGAAGAAGGAGAAAUUGAUCGCAUCGAGGAAGGUGCUAAGCGAGUAUGGUAACAUGUCAAGCCCCACAGUAUUGUUCAUCUUGGAUGAGAUGAGGAGGAAGUCUAUGGUGGAAAAUAAAGCCUCAACCGGUGAAGGAUUCGAUUGGGGUGUGUUGUUAGGGUUCGGACCAGGUCUAACCGUAGAAACAGUGGUGUUGCGUAGCGUUCCUACGAUAUGAUUUCACCAGCUCAUUAAUUA
Messenger RNA from Telopea speciosissima, 1193 nucleotides. RefSeq names its product chalcone synthase-like. The coding region runs from base 7 to 1173 and encodes 388 amino acids. Lineage: Eukaryota; Viridiplantae; Streptophyta; Magnoliopsida; Proteales; Proteaceae. The transcript is spliced from 2 exons. Gene Ontology annotation, biological process: polyketide biosynthetic process. Gene Ontology annotation, molecular function: acyltransferase activity, transferring groups other than amino-acyl groups. The record is from RefSeq and is a predicted model, not a curated record.